Messenger RNA from Phyllopteryx taeniolatus (common seadragon), 3667 nucleotides. RefSeq names its product cyclin-T2-like. The transcript has 3 exons. Lineage: Eukaryota; Metazoa; Chordata; Actinopteri; Syngnathiformes; Syngnathidae. Gene Ontology annotation, molecular function: cyclin-dependent protein serine/threonine kinase activator activity. Gene Ontology annotation, biological process: positive regulation of DNA-templated transcription, elongation; regulation of transcription by RNA polymerase II. The record is from RefSeq and is a predicted model, not a curated record. The coding region runs from base 1895 to 3649 and encodes 584 amino acids. Gene Ontology annotation, cellular component: nucleus; cyclin/CDK positive transcription elongation factor complex.
ACAGCAAAAUCAUUUUUUUUUUAAUUCUCUUUUCAUACUCAUUUCUUAUGCAUACCUUUUAUAUGUUUAUAUCUGUAAAUGCACAUUGAUAUUUCUAGCUGUUUUACGAAAAGUAUUAUUACUCUAAAUCUAAUCUUACCCAUUAACGACCUGCAUGCUAAUAGAAUUUUUUGGGGCACAUGACGAAAUUUUGAGUAUGUAUGAAAUGUUCUAGGUUACCAGAUAAAUUUUAUUUGAAGCAUGACUAGAUGUAUUUGAAAGUGGGUCCUUAAAGGGUUUGUUUAAAGAUGUCUUAUGAUUGUAGUAUCUUUAUAUGAAUCGUUUUUCCCUGAGCUAACAAACUUUCUUUAAGGCUGUUUUCCGAUCUAACAGAUCAUAAUGUCGCCGUUUUCCCAUUGCACAGCCAAAUGCUACAUAUUUUAUUCCAAGACACUUUCUCCUUCAUAAUUUUCCUUUUAGGUGUGAUAGAUUUAGCCAUGAUAUAGACAAAUUGUAAAAUAACUUAACGUGUUAUUUGUUAUUAGGCUAUUCAAUGAGCCCAACCUUCAACUUUUACAAGCUAUAGAGGACUAAUUUAUUACAAAUACAAAGACUACUUAGCAUAUGUAUGGCCAAUUAUCCCAGGGCUGGGCGAUUAUUGAGGGGGGGGGGGGGGGGGAAUCGCAAUUAAUUUGUUAUUGAAAUCAUGAUUAAUAAACACAAUUAUUAAUUGAUUUUCAAACUAAGUAUUUAUAGAACUACCAAAACUCAACUUGAAAUAUAAAUUAGAAGGAAAACCAGACAUAAAUUAGUAACAAGGAAAAUAAUAUAUUAAAAUAAUGGCAUUUCAAAACAAUAAAUACAAAUAAAUAUCUGCUGUGUGCACCUUGACCUCUUAGGGGCAGAGUGGUGCAUGCAUGGAGAUACAAACUUUACAAUAAAAAGAGUAGAAGGUGGUUUCGAUUGAACUUCAUUAAUAUAACAAAUUUUUCACAGAUUAGGAACAAUAGGUGCCUGUGAAUAUUGUUAUAUUACCUGUCUGUAUGUGCUCCUAUCGCAUUUGUGUGAAAAUAUUUGAAGAUGUGUCACUCCUGUUAGUCUUAACUUCAAAUGCUAAUUUUUGUUUUUGUUAGCCAGUCAAUAGGGUUUUCGUUUGUCUGCGUAGCAUUAAGCUAUCAAUUUUCAGUAAUGACGCUAAUUGUAUGUUAAAUCUAAAUUUACAAUGUGCGUAAUUCUUUUUGUUGUUUGGUUUUACAGUAAACUCCAACUGGAGUGUUAAACAUAUUAAAGCACAAUCAGGGAGGGCAGAAUAGCAUGUCACACAGUGCAUAUGGGGUGCUUUUACACCGUGGGAACACACUGCGCCGUUCAACACAAUCGUUUUUAUGACCGUGAAAAGACACAAUCGAAAUCACAAUUAAAUUUGGAUUAAUCGGCCAGCCCUAAGUUAUACCUGACAUAGUAAUUUAUGUUAUAAAUGUGAUUAAUCUAGUCAUUACAAACCUGUAAACUAAGUCCAGAUUUAUAGUUACAGGUUAAGAAUUCAGCAACAUUUUUGGGUGUUGUUGAUAUUUAGACGUACAAGUAUUUUGUAUUUUUUUAAAUGGCGGCAGAGAUCAAAUUCCACUAUAGAAGUGUCAAUUUCAUAUGCUGUACGUUUUAGUUCCUGCGGUAACGUUAAUGGUAAUCAAUAGCCUGUAGCGUUUACACUGUAUUCCUCAGUUGAUAAUCCAGUUCAUGAUUUGUUUUAGCUGGUUUGACAUGGAAAAACUUGUUUUACUGUUCAGCUUUUCAAUAUUAACUCAAACAGCUUAAAAUAUUUUGCAGCUUUUUUGUGUUUAUACAAGCUAUGCAUUAAAACCAUUUGCGCCUUCUGUCCUCCUUUUUUUGUUCACAUGUGGGACCAAUCCUGACCAUGGCUGGAAUGCCUCAAUCGACUCAUUCAUGUCAUACAUACAUACAUACAUACAUACAUACAUGCAUACAUGCAUACAUACAUGCAAUGCAUACACACACUCUUUGUCCACUGGGCAUACCUUCACACAUACACAACAGUCUACACCUCACUACAUUCUGCCUACAGUACAAGCCCACAGUGAUUGCCUGUGUGUGUAUUCACCUGGCAUGCAAGUGGUCCAACUGGGAGAUACCAGUGUCUACCGAUGGGAAACAUUGGUGGGUGUAUGUGGACAGCUCUGUUACUCUUGAGCUGCUUGAUGAGUUGACGCAUGAAUUUCUACAGAUUUUGGAAAAGACGCCCAGCCGGUUAAAGAGAAUACGCAACUGGAGAGCAACCCAAGCUGCCAAGAAACCCAAAUCUGAGAACAGCCAACUGACUGAUACCUCCGUCACUGGACCUUCAAUGCUCCAAGACCAUUCCUUGCUUGACGGCUCACUUGUUGGAGUACCCCGCUCAAGUUUUUCCAAAUCAGGUGCCACCUUUACUGUGUCUAUUUCUGCUCAGUCUGGAGGCGCACCGCUGUCCCUGGACUCUUUCGGUGGCCCUUACAACCCACCUAGCCACAGUGAAUGGCCCCAGACCAACCCAAGUCAAGCAGGGUAUUCAUCCAGUUGUAUAAAACAGGAACCCCUCACCACUUCUCACCAAGAGCAGACACUGUCCUUACAGGCCUCUGCUUCCUCUUUGCUUCCACCUCCAUUAGCAAUCAAGACUGAGAAAACUGUAGAUCUUAACAUCAAACAGGAACUAAAAGGAACGUGUGCAAGUGAAGCUGGCAAGCAUCAGCCAUCUACUUUAUCUUCAUAUCCCCCACCGCCACAACACUCCUCAGCGGGCAAAAUGUCGCUGGAUAAAUACAGAGAAAAACAUGCUGUAGAAGUUGCUGCUUCUGGGCAGAAAAGCCGUCAGGAGCAGCGUGCCACACCAACAGAGAACAACGUGAAAGGGGAUCUUUCGUCUUCCUCAAACUAUGCACCACCGUCUUUGAGCCAGGCUGAUCAUAGAAAGUAUUCACAGAUGCAUCAAAUGUCCCAAAGUGCUCAUAGUUUAGGUAGUGGUAGCAGUGCUACUGCGUCGCCAAUGAAGAAUAAAGUUCCUUCCACAACGUCAGGGCAGGACAGACGCCAUCAUGGUGACAAAUGGGACAAAAGUUCACUUAAUCUCCACCUGGCAAUUCCUGGCUCUGGAGGAAGCUCCCAGCUGGACAGAAGCAAGGAGGAGCUUAAGAUGAAAAUAAAGGUUUCCUCAUCAGCAGAGCGGCACAGUUCAUCGGACGAAGGCGCGGCCGCCAACAACAAGAGUAAACAUUCCAGCCCCCUAGUGAGCAAAGAGAAACCGCACCGAGGCGCGGAUCACAGUGUUCACCGCCAUCACAAAUACAGUCACCACAACCCCCACUCUCACAGUGGGAAUGGACAAGGGGGCUCCGAGGGCCUGUUUCGAGGUCCUCCGGGACUGAUAACUCUCGAAGGAAUUGCGCUUCCUCAUAGCGGAUCCAUGUCUUUGACUUCGUCAUCGCGAAAGAGGCCGCACCCCGAGGUCAAUCACAAUCAACACCCUUCUUCCUCAUCCUCCGCUCCUUCUUGCUCCAAAUCAGGCAAAGUCUCCAAGCUUGGCACUGGUGCUGCAGGUACUUCUUCCCCGUUUUCUCCUCCUUGCUGCUCUCCUAUACUGCAGUGUGUCUCGUCUAGCUUGCAGCGCUGUGGCUAACCUCCACCUCCUCUUCAU